Messenger RNA from Chaetura pelagica (chimney swift), 1272 nucleotides. RefSeq names its product collagen, type XXIII, alpha 1 (gene COL23A1). Lineage: Eukaryota; Metazoa; Chordata; Aves; Apodiformes; Apodidae. The record is from RefSeq and is a predicted model, not a curated record. The coding region runs from base 1 to 1272 and encodes 423 amino acids. The transcript has 24 exons.
AUGGUCCCAUAUCUCCACAACAAAGUCCUGAUGAAUGUAGCUGGCCUGACUAAGAAGACAGCUGGGAACCAAAGCAUUUUGGGGCCUCUUGGUUUGGAUGGCAAACCAGGACCUCCAGGACCAAAAGGGGAGAAGGGUGAAGCGGGGGACGUCGGCCCGAGGGGUGAUCAAGGUCAAGAUGGAGCCACUGGCCCCCCUGGUCCUCCAGGUCCCCCGGGUGCCCGGGGGCCUCCUGGUGACACAGGAAAGGAUGGCCCAAGAGGACCUUCAGGCCCCCCUGGUGUGAAAGGCGAGCCAGGAGAGGAAGGCCUCAUGGGUGCCAGGGGACCUCCAGGACCAAAGGGUGAGCCUGGCAGCCAAGGGAAAAAGGGUGAUGAUGGCAUCCCUGGGGAACCAGGACUUAUGGGCCCUAAGGGAGAAAAAGGAAGUGCAGGUCCUAAAGGAGAGAAUGGCACAGAUGGCCUGCCAGGGCCCAAGGGUGAACCUGGUGAGAAGGGAGGAAUCGGCUCCAUUGGACCCCGGGGCCCCCCUGGCCUGAAGGGGGAACAAGGUGACACUGUAGUGAUCGACUAUGAUGGCCGGAUCCAGGAUGCACUCAAGGGUUCACCAGGUCCCCCAGGGCCACCAGGCCCCCAAGGUGCCCCGGGUCCCAAGGGAGAGCUGGGCUUGCCGGGUCCACCUGGCCUGGAUGGUGAAAAGGGUCCCAAAGGAGCAAAGGGUGACCAGGGAAGUGCAGGGGCCACAGGACAGAAAGGAGAGACAGGAGAAAUGGGCUUAUCAGGUCCGCCGGGAGCAGAAGGGCCACAAGGAGACAAAGGAGAAAAAGGAGACACGGGCUCACCUUGUUUGCAGAAUAAUCAUAUCAUACCUGAACCUGGACCCCCCGGAUUACCUGGCCCUAUGGGUCCUCCAGGAAUCCAGGGGCCUAAAGGUUUGGAUGGUGCAAAGGGAGAAAAAGGUGACAGUGGUGAGAAGGGGGACCACGGUGACACUGGACCUGCUGGUCUCCCGGGCGCUCCAGGGCUCAUUGGUUUACCCGGCACCAAAGGAGAGAAGGGAAAGCCGGGGGAGCCAGGACUGGAUGGUUUCCCAGGCCUCAGAGGAGAGAAAGGAGAGAGGAGUGAAAGAGGAGAAAAGGGCGAGCGAGGAAUUCCAGGGAGAAAAGGAGCCAAAGGGCAGAAGGGGGAACCAGGCCCUCCAGGACUGGAUCAGCCUUGCCCUGUGGGACCAGACGGACUGCCAGUAGCAGGAUGUUGGCAUAAGGUACAGUAA